Emys orbicularis (European pond turtle) is the source of this 1761-nucleotide messenger RNA. It is a transcript of the gene ADAD1, whose product is annotated as adenosine deaminase domain containing 1. The transcript has 11 exons. Gene Ontology annotation, molecular function: double-stranded RNA adenosine deaminase activity; tRNA-specific adenosine deaminase activity; double-stranded RNA binding. The record is from RefSeq and is a predicted model, not a curated record. Gene Ontology annotation, biological process: RNA processing; adenosine to inosine editing. Lineage: Eukaryota; Metazoa; Chordata; Testudines; Emydidae. The coding region runs from base 1 to 1761 and encodes 586 amino acids. Gene Ontology annotation, cellular component: nucleolus; cytoplasm.
AUGGCUAGCAACAAUGACUGGUUUCGAAGUUCCAGAGUACCCAGUUUUGCUCAGAUGCUAAAAAAGAACUUGCCCACUGAACCGCCUCCUCAAGUCCCUCCUCAGCCAUCUCCACACCCUGUGAAUAUGGGCCUGAUGUUUUCACCUUCUGAAAAUUACAACAUGCCAAAUUCAGCACAUAAGGUGACACAAAUCACAGGUCAUGUUUCAGACUUGCUAUGUUCCAAAGCAGCCCAUCCACCUCCAAUCACUUCACUUCUUCCAAAGAAAAUACCAAAGGAGUUUAUACUAAAAUAUAAACGUGGGGAGAUAAACCCAGUAUCUGCCUUGCAUCAAUUUGCACAAAUGCAGCGUGUGCAACUAGAUUUGAAGGAAACUGUUACAACAGGCAACGUCUUGGGGGCUUACUUUGCUUUUUGUGCAGUGGUGGAUGGAGUUCAAUAUAAGAUAGGAUUGGGGCAAAAUAAAAAGGAGUCUAAAUCAAAUGCAGCAAAACUGGCUCUUGAUGAGCUACUCCAGUUGGACGAUACAGCACCAAAGGUUUUUGAAAGUUCAGGUCCUCCCCGGAUUCCUGCAGAACCCAUAGUUUCAGCUGAAUCAACAUACAUUUCAAAGAUGCCUUAUGAGAGAAGGCAUCUUGUGUAUGAAAAAUUUUCACGAGCUGUCAGGGAAACAUUUAACAGGCUGACUGCCAAAUAUCCUGAGUACCAGAGUUGUAGCAAUUCAUUGGCUGCUUUUAUAAUUGAAAAAGCUGGACAGUAUGAAGUUGUAGCUCUUGGCACAGGAGAAUUCAAUUACAGUCAGUGCAUUCAUCAUGAUGGGAGAGUGUUGCAUGACACUCAUGCUGCUGUUACUGCAAGACGCUCUCUGCUUAGGUAUUUUUACAGGCAGCUUUUGUUAUUCUACAGUAAAAAUCCUAUUAUGAUGGACAAAUCCAUAUUUUGUAUGGAACCAGCAUCAAGCCUACUCAGUUUAAAACAAAAUAUAAAUAUUUUUCUCUACAUGAAUCAGUUGCCAAAAGGAUCUGCUCAGAUAAAGUCACAAUUACGUCUCAAUCCAAAAUCUAUAUCUGCAUUUGAAGCUAAUGAAGAGCUUAGUCUCCAUCUUGCUGUGGAAGGCAAGAUUUACCUAACUGUUUAUUGUCCCACUGAAGCUGCUAACAGAGUAAACAGCAUGUCAGCUAGUGACAAAUUAACCAGAUGGGAAGUGCUGGGUGUCCAGGGAGCAUUGCUAAGUCACUUCAUUCAGCCAGUUUACAUCAGCAGUAUACUUGUUGGGGAUGGAAACUGCAGUGAUACAAGAGGACUAGAAAUAGCUAUAAAACAACGUGUUGAUGAUGCGCUCACAUCAAAGCUUCCCAUGUUUUACCUGGUCAACAGACCUCAUAUUAGUUUGGUGACUGCUACACAUCCAGUUCAGAUAGACUUGGAGCACAGAUCUCUUAGUGUGAAUUGGUCACAAGGGGACACUUCAUUGGAAGUUGUGGAUGGUUUCAAUGGGAAAAUCACUGAAAGUUCACCAUUCAAAAGUGGCACUUCAAUGGCAAGCCGUCUUUGCAAGGCUGCAAUGUUAAAUCGUUUCAAACUGGUUUCUAAGGAAGCGAAAAGAAGCGAUUUGCUUGAAGCUAGUACAUAUCAUGAAGCAAAGAUUAAGUCAGCACUCUACCAGGAAGCUAAACAUUUGCUGAAAAGCUACCUAGAGCAGUAUGGCUAUGGAUCAUGGAUUGUGAAGUCUCCGCAUAUUGAACAGUUCAGCAUGUAA